AUUAAAAUCGCAAACUUCUGAGACCAACAUUGGUGAAUGCAAACAAUUUUUUGCGCCUUGAAAAGACCAAACUUUAGAGACAAGCGAAAGGGAACCACUCCUUGACACGACUACGCGAAACAGAGUGUACGACACUACCGACAAUCCAUCCACGAAAAUUAUGAAGCGAGAGAAAGACAAUCCAAAGGCAAAGACCACCUCUUUCAAUCAAGGAAAAUUGAAUAUUGGAGAAGAGACAUGCGACUUGUACGCAUACAAGGAAACUAUCGGAAGACAGAUUCUAUUCUGGCUUCUCACCAUUGUCACACUUGGAUUCUAUCAGCUUCUGGCUUACUGGGUAAAAAGCCUCUUUGUCAAAGUUAGAUUCCAGCCGACAAGCCAUGACGAGUGUGAAUACGUCAUGGUCGAAGAUAUCCAUGGAACUCAGACAAUCAAGGAAGUAUUCAAAGCGGAAAGCGAUGUUGGAUUGGCUAGACCGACGCGGAGCGGGAAGCAGGAAAAAGUCAAGGUCAUGCGUUUUUUCACGUAUAGAAAAAUCAAAUACAUUUGGUACGAAAAAGAUCAAGAAUGGUUGAAUCCGGCCGACAUGGACAGCGCUGCACCUUUCAAUAUAUACCAAAAAUUGACCCUGGACGUGAUUGGAUUGAAAGAGCAAGAUGUGAUCGCCUCCCGGAAGAUAUAUAAUAUGAAUGCAUUAGCUUUGGCACUGACCCCAAUUCUCGUGAUUUUAUUCAAAGAAGUUCUCGGACCAUUUUACCUGUUCCAAUGUUUUUCUGUUGCGCUUUGGUACUCCGACAACUACGCAUACUAUGCAUCUGUGAUUGUUAUAAUUACCGUGGGCAGUGCUGCUGUUGCUGUGUAUCAGAUGAGAGCACAGGAAAAAAGAAUUCGAAAUAUGGUUGGUGAUACAAUCAGUGUCAUUGUCAGAAGAGAUGGACAUGAUAUCACAAUCGAUGCUUCUGAGAUCGUCCCAAUGGAUAUUUUGAUUCUCCCAUCAAACACUUUCAUUUUGCCAUGCGAUUGCCUUUUGAUGAAUGGAACAGUCAUUGUGAAUGAGGCGAUGCUCACGGGAGAAAGUGUGCCAGUGACAAAAGCAUCGCUGAAAGAAGCUGACGAGUGUGGACCAGAAAUUCGUCUUUCCAGUGAGCACAAUCGACACACACUUUUCUCAGGAACCACUGUAUUGCAGACAAGAAACUACAAAGGCCAGCCUGUCAUGGCAAGAGUAAUCCGCACUGGCUUCUCGACUUUGAAAGGACAGCUUGUUCGGUCGAUCAUGUAUCCCAAACCGCAAGAAAAAGAAGCGUUGAAAGAUGUAAUGGUGUUCAUCCUCGUACUUGGUUUCAUCGCACUUAUUGGAUUCAUUUACACGGUUAUCGAAAUGGUUUCUCGCGGAGAGUCUCUAAAGCACAUCAUCAUCCGAUCCCUCGACAUCAUAACAAUUGUUGUGCCGCCAGCGUUACCUGCAGCUAUGUCUGUUGGAAUCAUCAAUGCCAAUUCUAGACUCAAGAAAAAGAAAAUCUUUUGCACCUCGCCAACAACUGUUAAUGUUUGUGGUCUGAUCAAUGUGGCUUGCUUCGAUAAAACAGGAACACUUACUGAGGAUGGAUUGGACUUCAAUUGUUUGAAAGCCAUUCGAAAAAACGAAGAUGGAAAGCCAGAGUUUACAAGUGAAUUUGAAGAGUUAGACCCUGUUAAGCUAUCUGCAGAAAAUGCAAAUCUGAACAUUGUGGUCGCUGCUGCAAGUUGUCAUUCACUUACCCGAAUUGAUGGAACACUUCACGGUGACCCACUGGAGCUCAUUCUUGUCGAAAAAAGUAAAUGGAUCAUUGAGGAAGCUGUGAAUUCCGAUGAAGAAACUCAAGAUUUUGAUACUGUCCAGCCAACUGUUCUCCGUCCACCACCUGAACAAGCAACCUAUCAUCCUGAGAACAAUGAAUACUCGGUAAUUAAACAACAUCCAUUCAAUUCCGCUCUUCAAAGAAUGUCUGUCAUCAUAUCAACACCGUCUGAGCACAGUGCACAUGACAUGAUGGUUUUCACAAAAGGAUCCCCCGAAAUGAUUGCUUCACUCUGCAUUCCAGACACCAUUCCAGAAGACUAUAUGGAAGUGGUCGACGAGUAUGCUCAACGCGGAUUCCGUCUCAUUGCUGUCGCUUCUAAAGCUGUGCAUCUUAAUUUUGCAAAAGCACUAAAGACGCCGAGAGAUAUUAUGGAAUCAGAAUUGGAAUUCUUGGGAUUGAUCGUCAUGGAGAACCGAUUGAAAGAUGUCACGUUGAGUGUCAUCAAUGAACUUUCUGUUGCCAACAUUCGAUGCGUAAUGGUCACUGGAGAUAACUUGCUGACGGCAAUGAGUGUUGCUAGAGAGUGUGGAAUCAUCCGGCCUACAAAGAAAGCUUUUUUGAUUACCCACUCUAAAACAGAAAAGGACCCCCUUGGACGUACCAAGCUUUUCAUCAAAGAAAGUGUAUCUAGCUCCGAAAACGACAUUGAUACUGAUUCCGAAGUGAGAGCAUUCGACAGAAAAGCGGUUCUCCGGACGGCAACCUACCAAAUGGCCAUCGCUGGACCAACUUAUAGCGUUAUUACUCAUGAGUAUCCAGAGCUUGUUGAUCGAAUUACGGCAAUGUGUGACGUGUAUGCACGAAUGGCACCGGACCAAAAAGCUCAAUUGAUUGGAGCAUUGCAAGAGAUUGGCGCCAAGGUUUCAAUGUGUGGUGACGGUGCGAACGAUUGUGCAGCUCUUAAAGCCGCUCACGCAGGAAUCUCCCUUUCCCAAGCUGAAGCUUCAAUUGCCGCCCCAUUCACUUCCAACGUCCCAGAUAUUCGUUGUGUGCCGACCGUCAUCAAAGAAGGCAGAUGUGCAUUAGUCACAUCCUAUGCAGUUUCGAAAUACAUGGCAGCUUAUUCUCUGAACGAGUUUUUGUCUGUCAUGCUAUUAUAUAAUGAUGGAACAAAUAUUUCGGACGGCCAGUUCUUGUACAUCGAUCUUGUUUUAAUCACUCUUGUUGCAUUGUUUUUGGGAAACACAGAAGCAUCGAGAAAGCUUAGUGGAAUUCCGCCACCUCGCAGACUGGCCACCAGUGCUUUUUAUUUCAGUGUUUUCGGACAAAUGUUUUUCAAUAUUAUUACUCAGACGACCGGAUAUCUUCUCGUACGUGGCCAAUCCUGGUACGUUCCGAAUCCGGAAGAAUUGGACAACACAACUACCAUGAUUGGAACUACUGUCUUCUUCACCAGUUGCUGUAUGUAUCUUGGUUAUGCUUUUGUCUACUCUAAAGGUCAUCCUUAUCGUCGUUCUGUGUUCACUAACUGGCUUCUUUGUGGAAUCAUUUUUGUUAUUGGCGCCAUCAACAUGGUGAUGAUCUUCACAAACAUGGGAUUCCUUAUGAACUUGAUGGGAUUCGUUUACGUUCCAAGUACAUCGAUGCGCUUUAUUCUCCUCGCAAUUUCACUGGCUGGAGUUUUCCUGUCUUUGCUCUACGAACAUUUCUUCGUCGAAAAAGUGGUUGCUAUUCAUUUUGAAAGCUAUCUGCGCCAGCGACGUCUUCGGAACGGAGAUCCAUCGCUCUCUGCCUAUGAAAAAAUACUCGCUGCAAUUGGAAGCAGUCCGAGAUGGUUUGAAGAUGAGAUCAAUUUGUCGAAAUCGAUUGACAGAAAAGAGACUAUAGAGAGCAAAUGUUAAUCCCUUGUUAUUUGAUUUUUAAGAUUUGCCCUUAUGUCAGUGUCUUCUGCAUGAGUACAUGCAUAUUUGCAUAUUAUUAGAAUGUUAUGUAUAAAAAGAAAAAGAGAGCCACCUCUUAACGAUAAUCCAAUUUCUUGUUACGCAGAAACGCCUCGUUUUCCUGUGGACUUUCGAUAUCUUCAACAUGCUGCUAUUAUCACUCCCAUGACCCGUUUCCUAUCUGUUUUUAUUUCGAUUACUACACAUCUGCUAGAAACACACGUCACGUGUGAUUUGUACUCACCGUUUUCUCCUUUCAUACUUUUUAGCCUACAAACCACGAAUUGCUUUGUGACUUGACUCAAUUUUCUCCCGAAACUUUUUUUCGUCCUCAAUUCCCACUACCCAUUUUCUUGCUUCUCCCUGUUGCAAUAUUUUCAAUUUCCCAUCCAAAAACGGCCCGAGCACGGGUUUUCUUUUCCUUUUUGUAGGUUCACUUCUUCUUUUUCUUCUUCGUUUCUAUUUUUUUACACAAUCAUUGUUCACCUUUGGGCACCCCAGUGAAACAUUUGUUUGAUAAAAAUUGUGU
Messenger RNA from Caenorhabditis elegans, 4253 nucleotides. RefSeq names its product Cation-transporting ATPase catp-5 (gene catp-5). The transcript has 17 exons. Gene Ontology annotation, biological process: monoatomic cation transmembrane transport. Gene Ontology annotation, molecular function: ATP binding; nucleotide binding; P-type transmembrane transporter activity. The coding region runs from base 161 to 3685 and encodes 1174 amino acids. The record is from RefSeq and is marked reviewed. NCBI's taxonomy places the organism in Eukaryota, Metazoa, Nematoda, Chromadorea, Rhabditida, Rhabditidae. Gene Ontology annotation, cellular component: plasma membrane; apical plasma membrane; membrane.